This is a messenger RNA of Mycena citricolor, 1407 nucleotides long. The record is from the annotation of a GenBank genome assembly. NCBI's taxonomy places the organism in Eukaryota, Fungi, Basidiomycota, Agaricomycetes, Agaricales, Mycenaceae.
AACUGCCAUGAAAAUCUCAAUAGGUUAACGAUGUCUCUCAGCACAUCUUUAUUAGCUCGUUCCAAAAACAAAUCCGGGAAGCCUUGCCGAACAACAAUUGUCGGCCGGCUACGUCAGCUGACCCCGGGAUUGUGAAUUUCCGUCGGUAAACACUCAGAUUGGUUAUUCUGCAAUUGGCCUUGCAUCGCAUCACCUAGUGGUGGUGUAAGCAUUGAACCUCAUGAUGCAGAACUGAUGAUGCAAAACAACGUGACUGCGCAUCAAUGACGCAUCAUCGCAUCACCGAUCGGCGGCCACUGCAGCUUGCUUCCCCCUACUGCGACAGCCGAUGAGCUUCCGCCGAUUAGAGACGGUGCUGUCCUCGAAUUUCUCUCAGUUGCCGCACAAUCUCCAGACUCUCAUUCACGCUCGCCUGCUCCAUCAAUCGAGCCCUCGCUAUCGAACCCCAUUCAGCUUCCCAACCCACCCCAACCCUACCCCGCACGAGAUCUUUCACCUCCCGCGGGGUGCAUCAGAUGCAGACAUCAAGCGCCGCUACAUCGCCCUGGUGAAACAGCACCACCCCGACUCGCCCGCAUGCCGGGCCCUGCCCUCAGACGAGCGACACCGGCGCUUCCAGCUGGUUUCGGCUGCAUACGACACGCUGCGCGGGAAGACCGUGUCGAUGUCCGGCGGGCCGCGGCGGCAGCCGCAGGACCAGGAUACGUGGGACGAGAUCGACCGGCGGAAGAACGCAUAUGCGCGCUACCAGGCGGGAUACGCGCGAGCGCGGCGUGCGGAGUUCUCCUCUGGCUAUAGCCCCGGGUAUGAGGACCCGUUCUCGUGGAAGCGCCAUCGGCCGGUGCAGGACGACGGGUGGGUGGAUCGGCUGAUUUUGGCGUUUGGAUUCACCGCAUUGAUUGUGGGUAUCCUGCCCAUGUACUUGUAUCCUCGUCCGGUUUAUCCGCGGUUACCCGACUCCGCAUUUCAUCUUGCCCAAGCGCGGCGCGAGGCAAUGCUGACUCGCGACGACCGCAUGCGCGUGCAGGAGCACCAGGAACCAGACUCUGACUACGAGAACGACUAAUUUUGUAUCGUGAGACAGGAAGCAUGGUGAAAUAUGAAACAGCAUUCAUCGAGAGGUGUAGAUGUCCCUUACCGCUUAUCAUGCCAUGCCGCCCUGCGUCAGGAACCCAGUAGUGGACUUCUGACCGGUCCUUCCCCGAGCAAAUCCGUCUGUUUGUGCUGCAUACUUCAGUCGCUCUCAUCACCUGAGACGAGCCGCUUGGGACUCAGCCAACCUUCCGCUCCUGGAAGAGUUUGUUGCCAACGAUCAUUUUGGGCACGCGACCAGAAAGGAGCUCUUGUUUUCAAUCGCUGUUCUCGUGUGAUGCAUGAUUGUGGUCCAAAGUGAAGAAUCGAAUGUCG